This is a messenger RNA of Entelurus aequoreus (snake pipefish), 5989 nucleotides long. RefSeq names its product zinc finger protein 729-like. The record is from RefSeq and is a predicted model, not a curated record. Lineage: Eukaryota; Metazoa; Chordata; Actinopteri; Syngnathiformes; Syngnathidae. Bases 231 to 4535 code for a protein of 1434 amino acids. Gene Ontology annotation, cellular component: nucleus. Gene Ontology annotation, molecular function: DNA-binding transcription activator activity, RNA polymerase II-specific; RNA polymerase II cis-regulatory region sequence-specific DNA binding. The transcript is spliced from 8 exons. Gene Ontology annotation, biological process: regulation of transcription by RNA polymerase II.
GUGAGUCACAAUGGUGCUAUUGAAAAACCAAAACCGAAGAAGUCACCGGAAGCGGAACUGAGUCGCGGAGUCCUUACAGAGGCGUACAGUCCGCCAUUGUUAAGUAUCAGUGUAAUGUGAUCACAACACGAAAGAAAACUACUCUUUUAAUUCACGGACUUACAUUGAACUUUUUCUUCGAAGCACGGACGUGCAGCUAAUUUGUGUUUUGGUGUUCCGCCGGGAGAAACAUGGAGGUGAGCUUCGCCGGCGAGGUGUCGUCCAUCGUAGAGAUGGCCUUCCAGGCCACCGUGUCCCUCUUCAGGGAUGUGUGGGCCAGAGAGGUGCCAGACUCGGAGUGGGAGGACGCCAAGCUCGGCGACGACAUCCAGGAGAUCGAGAGAGGGCUUCUGCUGCAGAUCCAGGCCGUCUUCGCCGAGUUCUCCUCCGCCAUGUUGGAGGAGAACGAAGCUUUAAAGGCCAAAGUGGAGCAGCUGGAGGAUGUGGUCCAGACCAAGGCCGGCCAGCUGGAGCAGGAGCUGCAGGUCCGAGUGGGACAGCUGGGGAGGGACAUGAAAGAGCUGGAGAAGGAGCUGAAGAAUCUCAGUGAUGGUGGAGCACAGCCUGAUGCUCACCUCAACAUGCAAGGAGUCCUAAGUCCCGACCCUUUGACAGACCGCCAGUCUCCAGCCGCCCAGAUGGUCUUGGUGAGCCAGAGCAGCGGCGCUCCCACCCUGAUGCUGCUUGAAGACGGAGACCACCUCGUCGAGCCACCCGCGUCUUCCGCCGACGGCGUGGCGCAGCUUAACCUUCCGCCGGCGGCCUCGCCCGGAGACACGGGCCAAGAUGUCCCCAGUUCUGAUUGUUGUUCCGUCAGCACCGAGGACAUGCCACACGAGCAGUGCUCAAUGGACGAGACCUCUUCAGGACAAGCACCCGGGACCGUGGAGCCCAGCUUCAAAGUUAAAAUAGAGUCACCUGACAGGAGCAUAGACGAGGUGAACUGUGAUCAGGCGGAAGGGCGACGGCUCAGGAAGAAAGAGCCGCGGCCCAUCAAGAGGUUCUUCUGCGACGAGUGCGACGCCGCCUUCUACUGGCGAGCCGACCUGAAGAAGCACGAGGCGCUCCACAAGAGGCCGUUCCCGUGCGAGCAGUGCGGGAGGAGCUUCCUGGAGCAGAAGUCUUUGGACAACCACCUCCUGCGUCACGAAGAGUCCAAGACGCCGCUGCCCUUCCCGUGCCCGCUGUGCAAGCGCUCGUACCGCAAGGACCAGUCGCUGCAGAACCACCUCAAGUGCCACAAGCGCCACCAGCAGCCCAAGCCCUACACCUGCCAGCACUGCGGCAAGACCUUCCGCGUGGGCCAGUCGCUGGAGAACCACCUGCUGCGCCACGAGAAGUGGAAGGAGAUGCUGAAGUGUCCGCUGUGCGACAAGGCGUGCAAGACCCGCGUGCAGCUGCGGGGUCACAUGGUGGUCCACUCGGAGGAGCGGCCCUUCAGCUGCGCCACCUGCGGCAAGGAGUUCAAGAGCAAGGACACGCUGCGCUUCCACCAGAUGGUGCACACCAGCGACAAGAAGUACAAAUGUCCCGACUGCGAGGAGACCUUCAAGUACGCCCACUCGCUGACGGUGCACAAGAGGAAGCACACGGGCGUCACGCCAUUCGUGUGCGAGGUGUGCAAGCGCCCGUACCGCACCGGCACGGCGCUCAAGCGCCACAGCGCCGUGCACACGGGCGAGAAGCCGUUCACCUGCCACGUGUGCGGCGCCAGCUUCAGCCUCAACAACAACCUGAAGAGACACCUGCGCAUCCACACGGGCGAGAAGCCCUUCGGCUGCCAGGACUGCAACAAGACCUUCUCCGACAACAACAAGCUGAAGUCGCACAUGCUGGUGCACGGCGCCAGGAAGCCCUUCAUGUGCGACCUGUGCGGAAAGACCUUCCUCUUCAACUGCCGCCUGCAGAUCCACCUCAAGUACGUGCACGCCGACGGCAAGCCCAAGAAGUUCCCGGCCGCGCAGAGGAGCAAGCUGCUGGUCAAGCCCUACAGCUGCAAGAUCUGCCUGAGCAGCUUCAGCGCCGCCUGCUCGCUCAAGCUGCACGAGAAAAGCCACAGCGAGCAGAAGGAGUUCAACUGCGAGCUGUGCGACAAAGCUUUCCACAACAAAUACUCCUUCCGCUACCACCAGAGGAGCCACCUGGGAGAGAAGCCCUUUGUGUGCGAGGUGUGCGGCAAGGGCUUCUUCCAGGCCGGGAGCCUCAAGCAGCACGAGCGCAUUCACACGGGCGAGAAGCCGUACAAGUGCAACCAGUGCGGGAAGGCCUUCCGCACCGACGGCAACUUCUACCGACACGUGCGCAUCCACACGGGGGAGAAGCCCUUCGAGUGCAGCUUCUGCCAGAGGAAGUUCCACCAGUCCAACCAGCUCAAGUCCCACCUGCAGGUCCACACGGGCCAGAAGCUCUACUCCUGCCAGCAGUGCGGACGCGGCUUCUCCGACUCGCGGCAGCUCAAGAAGCACAGCUGCGCCGCGCCACAGGAUAUGUUGUGGUGUUCGUUUGCAAGUAGCCGGCUAAGAAGUCCCCUCUGCUCUCCUCUGUCAUGUCAGACCGUUUGCAAUAAAUCUGACGUGAAAAUGUCACAGAGUUUGGUAUUUUAUUCGCAAACCAAAUUAAUUUUGGAGACUGUUAUUCACGGUUCUCUGGACUUACUCGGACCUACAAAAGAGGGCACUUCCACGGAUCAAUCAUGUUUGAGAGUGAAGCCAGGAUUGGACAAAGCGGUGGACACGUUGGCUCGGGAGGCCAGCAGAAAGAUCGCCGCCGUUUUCCAGCAGCUGUUUGCGGCGGAGAACAAGGAGAAGCUGGCGCUGAGGGACAAGGUGUGUCAGCUGGAAUGCGAGCUGAAGGCCCUGACGGACAACUUUGACAACGCCAGAACGUGGAGAGAAAAUGUUCUGAAUGGAUGCCCUGUACUGAACGAGCAGACCGGAUGGAUCUUCACCUUGAAGCCCUUUGGGACGCUGGUCAAAUCAGCCGAGGAAGAGUCGGCGGCUGCUGAUGGAGACGGUGGACAAGAUGAAGAUGUUGCAGACCAGACUGAGGAGGUGACAUCAUCGUCCAGCACACCAGAAGGUGAUGUCGUCACGACCCCGCCCACUGAGCGUCUCCAAGCUGCGGUCCAGAAGAAGGUCUUUGAAUGUGACGUGUGCAGCAAGAGCUUCAGCCGCCAGCUUCACCUGACGAAGCACGCGGACACCCACAAGGAGCCCUCCACCUGCCCCCGCUGCCCCAGGACCUUCCGCAAUGCGGCCACGUUGGAGCGCCACCUGCUGCGGCACGAGGAGAGGGAGCGGCAGAGCUUCGCGUGCGCCCUCUGUGAGAAGGCGUUCAAGAGCAAGAUGCUCCUCAAGUCCCACGAACUGGUCCACCGAGACGCCCGGCCCUUCGCCUGCGCCACCUGCGGCAAGGCCUUCAAGAGCCGCCAGCGCCUGCAGGCCCACCGCGUGGUCCACAGCGCCGACAAGCCGCACAAGUGCGAGGAGUGCGGCGAGGGCUUCCGCUACGCCGUGGCGCUGCGCGGCCACCGUAGCGUCCACACGGGCGAGUAUCCUCACAAGUGCGGCGUGUGCGGCAAGGCCUUCGCCAAGAAGCGCUCGCUGGGCACGCACAUGGCCGUGCACCGGGGGAAGAUGUUCACGUGCGAGACGUGCGGCGCCGGCUUCACACUGCGGCAGAACCUCAAGCGGCACUCCCGCAUCCACACGGGAGAGCGGCCGUUCAAAUGCCACGUGUGUGGCGUGAGCUUCGUGCAGGACAAGCUGAAAGCCCACAUGCUGCUCCACGGCGCCUCCAAGACCUUCAUGUGCGACCUCUGUGGGAAGACCUUCCUCUACAACUGCCAGCUGCAGAAGCACCAGCAGCUGAUCCACCUGCCGGGGGACGGCCACGGCCAGGCGGGGCGCAGGCGGGCCGGGGUGCGCGCGUCCCGCACAGUCAUCUUCCGGCGGGACAGGACCACGGUGGAGGUGACGCCGUUCACCUGCCAGACUUGCCAGCGGGGCUUCCACUCGGCGGCCUCCCUCAAGAAACACGAGCAGGUGCACGCGGGCCGCACGCCGUACAGCUGCCACGUGUGCGGCAAGGCCUUCCUCUACAAAGCCACCUUCGACUACCACCUGAGGACGCACUCGGGGGAGCGGCCCUACGCCUGCGACGUGUGCGGCAAGACCUUCAUCAUCCAGCACGCCCUCAAGUCGCACAAACUGCAGCACACAGGCGAGAAGCCUCACAGGUGCGAGCAGUGCGGGAAGGCCUUCCGGGUCUACACCAACUACCGCCGACACCUGAGGAUCCACACGGGCGAGAAGCCGUACCAGUGUGAGGUGUGCGGCGUGCGCUUCCGGCAGCUCGGCCACGUCAAGUUCCACAUGCAGGUGCACACGGGGGAGCGGCCCUACGUCUGCCACACCUGUGGGCUCGGCUUCUCCGACUCCAGGCAGCUAAAGAGACACGCCUGCGCCCAGAACGCGCUGGUGACCUCGUACAUGUGACUCAAUAUAUUUACUAGGGCUGGCAAAUGAUUCAUCACAUUUUAGAAUUUGGAUUAAUCACAUUUUGGAAUUUGGAUAAUCAUGAUUAAUCACAUUUUGGCAUUUGGAUUAAUCAUGAUUAAUCACAUUUUGGAAUUUGCUCAAGAGACACGCCUGCGCCCAGAACACGCUGGUGACCUCCUACACGUGAUUCAAUAUUUUUACUAGGGCUGGCAAAUGAUUAAUCACAUUUUGGAAUUUGGAUUAAUCAUGAUUAUUCACAUUUUGAAAUUUGGAUUAAUCAUGAUUAAUCACAUUUUGGAAUUUGGAUUAAUCAUGAUUAAUCACAUUUUAGAAUUUGGAUCAAUCAUAAUUAAUCACAUUUUGGGAUUUGGAUUGAUCAUGAUUAAUCACAUUUGGGAAUUUGGAUUAAUCGUGAUUAAUCACAUUUGGGAAUUUGGAUUAAUCGUGAUUAAUCACAUUUUGGAAUUUGGAUUGAUCAUGACUAAUCAUAUUUUAGAAUUUGGAUUUAUCAUGAUACAUCAAAUUUUGGAAUUUGGAUUAAUCAUUAGUAAUCACAUUUGGGAAUUUGGAUUAAUCGUGAUUAAUCACAUUUUGGAAUUUGGAUUAAUCGUGACUAAUCACAAAUUUUUGAAAUUGGAUUAAUCGUGAUUAAUCACAUUUUGGAAUUUGGAUUGAUUAUGAUUAAUCACAUUUUGGAAUUUGGAUUGAUCAUGACUAAUCACAUUUUGGAAUUUGGAUUUAUAAUGAUAAAUCAAAUUUUGGAAUUUGGAUUAAUCAUGAUUAAUCACAUUUUGGAAUUUGGAUUGAUCAUGACUAAUCACAUUUUGGAAUUUGGAUUUAUCAAGAUAAAUCAAAUUUUGGAAUUUGGAUUAAUCAUGAUUAAUCACAUUUGGGAAUUUGGAUUAAUUUUGAUUAAUCACAUUUUGGAAUUUGGAUUAAUUAUGAUUAAUCACAUUUUGGAAUUUGGAUCAAUCACAGGUGAUUACAGGCAUGCAUACUAAAAUUGGCCCAAAACCUCCAUAUUUGUAUACAAAUGAAAUGUAAUUGUCAGAAUGUUACCGAGGAACGUUGUACUUGGACACAAGUCAUUUAUUUGCACACAACAGUUUACAUUUUGGGGUGAAAUGUGCCAGCGAGCACACCAGUCGGAGUCUCCUCACUCAUUUUCGUAGUGACGUAUGCAUUGAUCUGAUCACUGACCGUAUUGCCGUUAAGGUAAAAGAGCUUGUACACUCAAGAUAAAUUGCAUAAUUAAUCUUAAGUGUGUACAUGAUUCAUGCAAUAUUUUUUGUGAUUAAUCACAUGAGUUAACUCAUUAAUUUUGACAGCCCUAAUAUAAAUAUGAUGCUUACGCUCACCUCCUAAUAAAUGAAACAUGAUAUUUUACUGUUGUAUUGUGUUCCCUUUGAUCUAAACCCGAAAUAAAUUAGUCCUACUUCUAGUUUCUAUUC